AUGUCUACAUUAACUGGUUCCGUUGGGCCCAAUUCAGCUCACGGCAGCACUGUAGGAGUUUCACUGGACUUCGAAGUAAACGCCGCCGCAAGUCAUGGCGAUGACGAGGCAGAGACGAAGUCCUGCUUCGCAGAAUUUUCUUCCCCUGCAGCCGACACCAAGUUGGCUGAGGAGGGGGAGUCGAUUAGCCGUGCACCUGCGAGUCCUUCAGGGUCACAUGCUGUGCGUAACCGAAGCGUUUCGGUGCCUUUCGUGAGUUUCACAGACGCCGAUGAACAACCGAAGGACGGCUUGUGGUCGUCCAAGUCGCUGGUGCCUCCCUUAAAGCGGCGCCCCAAGCAAUCACGCAUCACUAGAAAGUCCUUUCGUUCCCUCGGUGCUUACCGCAAUCCUUCCACCCUGUCGGUAUUAGAUUUAGCGACAACAGACCUCGACAAGCUGAAGUUGUCAUUCGUGGCCCACGCUGCCAUUCUUAAUCACGGGGACCUGAAUGACAUGCAGAAGCUGGUUAAUCACGUCGAGAGGGAGAUGCGGUAUGGUGAGCAGCAUUUGGAUAGAUCCCAUCGUGGGCGGCAGGGGUCGAAAGCCCCAUCUUACCAAGCAUCUGUGAGAAGCGAAGACGACGGUGCGAACGCUGAUGGUGGAACGGAUCGGGCCUGGCAGAGUUUAGACGACCAAUCGUCAUCGGAUGUUUCCGUUGAGGAGUCAGUCAAGAGUAUGAUGGAUGUUCCUUCGCAGACGAAGGCAAUGUUGUGUACUUGGAUAUAUGAUCGUUACGUUCAGCAGAGGAUUUUUGAGCUGAGGGCUAAGCGAAAGGCCCGCCCGAAUGAUACUUUCACUGCAGUGGUAUCGAGACAGUUCCCUGACGCCGGAACAAAGGAACUCAUGGUAAACUUACGCAAUGCACCGAAGCCGAGGAACAUGCGGGAUCUUGACUUGCACGACGGGAUCGGCAGCUGCUUAAAUGAGGCAGGUGAGAAAGUCGGACACACACACUUAGUUACAGAUGCCGAUAACCUUGUGCUACCGCUUCCGGUUUUUGUGUACGUGCUGAGCAGGGCCUUGUUUCGUUUGCACUACCUUGACCGCUUUCCCGCGGAAGCAUUCAGCGUGAAGUCUCAGCAAACAAAUCAGGGUGCCAGUUGUGCCGGAGGCUCAACACCGAGGACAGAGGUUAGCCUUUCGGUUGUCAUGGGAGACUCUGGAAGUAAUUCACUUCACAACGUUUCUCCUCUGGUGUCACCUCGUUACGAAGCCCUCCACUCUCUUCUUCAGGAGGCUGUUUCUCUCCUGGAAGAGUGCCGGCGGGUUGCAAUGCAGGGCUUUGAUAUAUUUGAUACAGAGCAGAAGGGGGUUAUUAGUUGGUCGGUCUUUACAGAUGCUCUUACGGAAUGCAUGGAAGAAAAGCUCCGCGGGUUGUGUGAUCAGGACUGCGGUGAGGAUAGUGAACGCAGUGGCGUGGCAGUGUUUGACGAUUGUGUGGUAGAACCCUUUCCAUCAAUGUUGCGGCGCUUAGGUUAUGUUCGUGCGGUAACGAAGGUCCGUCACAACCCUGCUGCUGUACUCGUGGAAGGAACAAAUGACUUUGCGGUGUGUGAUAGUUCAUACCAUGGGCUUAUUCAGCGGAAGCUGUUGGUACGGUCGUCGGAAAUGCUUCUUAUGCAUUGUCAUGGGGCAACCGACGCGUGGGACCCCGAACGAUGGGACAUCCACGCUGGCACAGGGGAAAACAAUAAGGAGCAGGAAAAGUUUACCAAGGGGUACGUGCUCUACGAGGAUGGACGCUUGCAGGACGGCGGGGGAAAGCAGUCGUUGUUGUUUACUCUGCAGCGGAAGCAGAAGAAAGAGCAGGGUCUGUCAGAAGAGGAGGAAGACGAACGAAAGAAGGAGGAAAAGCGAACUGACCAGAACAAUUAUCGGAACAAACCCACUAUUGAAUGCUGCAUGGAGGUAAAAGACGUUGGGCCCAAUUUGCCCAAGACUAUUAUCACCCUAACGAAUGAUCUUAUCAUUCGUUUCUACAACAUGGAUCAGCAUAUCUGGGUGGUUCCCGAGAGUCUGACGAUGAAUGUGAAGGAGACGAUCUGCGCCAUGGACUGGUGUGCAGCGGCGGCUGAUGAAAACCUACCGUUAAAGGGUUUCCUUUUCGUUGGGACACGGUCAGGAAAGGUAAUUAAACUGGAUCUACAGGCAAUUCUCCGACGCAUGAUCUCAGCACAGACCUCAACAAGUGAUAUUAUGACUACUGGUAUUGUGGCUGCCUCAACUGUUCGUGAUCGCUUCGAAAGGCGCGUUGUGCAGGAGCAAAAAAUUCACUCGGAGGUUGUCACAUCCGUAUGCCUCACAGCGUCUGAUAUGCUUCUAACCUCUAGCUUAGACGGUGCUAUCGUUCUUAGCCGAGCGAGUACUAUGACACUUGUACGCUCAUUUCGAUUGGAAACUGGUGGAGGAGUGCGACUUGCGUAUAUCACACCGACGGGUAACGCCAUUGUGACAUUGAGUUCCUCUAACCGUGUUUCACUAUGGGGGACGACGCACCAAAGUUCUCGUGUAGACUUUUACGACCCCAUAUCUCCCCAUUACUUCCAAAUUGCAUCAUUUAUAGUUGAUGAGAGCCUCGAGCAACUAACGACCGUUGACACGAGUGGCCACAUAAAGGUGUGGAGUCUGAGGACCGCUCUCGUCAAGUUUUCGUUUUAUGCUGUUUCGGAAGAAUGCAUGAACUCUUUGGGAUUUUUGUCGGAGGAAAACAUGGGACCUAAUAAUGGUUUUAGGCUCUUCGAUGUUGAUGAUGCAGGCAAUAAACGUUUGAGAGUUGCUGGGGACACCGGUUCCCGGGCACUGGCCGCGAUCUUGCAAACGUCAUUCGCAAAGCUAGAGGAUGACCAGAAGAGAAGAAGUCUUCACCCCAUUCGCACGGUUGCAUACGAUGCCUACACGAGGCGUCUGUUUGUUUCGGGGGCCAAAAAUAAUUUGGUGUGUGUGUUCAUCAGUGGUUCAGUUGCGAUGAAAACACAUUCCUCGCCGCCAUUGUACGUGGGUAUGUGUGAGCGAAACCGGUGGCUUGUGAGCGUGAGCCCCACAGAUUGUCGCGUGUGGGAUUGCCAGAGUAGCAAACUUGUGGUUGGUUUCAAGGUGAAUAACCCAGAGUUUCUCAUGGCCCGUUUGGCUCUCACAUUCGCGUCACGCUCGAAUUUGCCCACGGAUGCACAACUCGCAAACGCCGCUGCCGAUUUGGAACGCUAUAAGUUGGAUGAAUGCAAGCAGCCACUUCCCACAAUAAAUGAUGUUAUCCGUGUCGCGACUGAACGGGCCGAUUUGGCUCGUCGGGAGAACAGCCGUGCGAUGGUCGCCCAGAAACACGAGGCGUCCACCGCCCGCGAUGCCGGCGGUGGUUCCCGACCUUCGCCGGAGUCAAACCACCAAACCGCUCGCGGUCUUCCAACUCCACGAUUCGCCGCAGCCGCCGCGGCAGGAGCAGACAACUCAGGCGAAGAUGAUGUUUCGUCAAAGCAGAUGGCCACGCAUAGGGUCAUUUGCGCUCACGUAGAUGCACAAGAGCGGUUCGUUUUUUAUGCCCUGGGAAGCGGGGAUGUUCGUAUGCACCGAAUAAAGAGUGGUCAAUUGGUGAAAACGCUGUUGACUAUGUCCCCUUCUACAGAGCUCAUCUACGCUGCUGUGCUCCAGUGCCGUCACAUGUAUACGUAUACUAGAAACCCCGGCGAAAAUCGACACAACCAGGACUGUGAUGAUGUGAAGUCACCAGAUGGUUACGUUGGGGCUCACGUAGGCGUUCAUGAUGUCGCCUUUGUCCUGCAACGUCUCCUCCGGGAGGGCCACAAACUUCCGUUAGAGAGAUCGAAAACUUCUUCAGUUCACCGUGAAGUAGUCGGGAUGAUGACCCCUCGUAACUCUCAUGAGUUGUGUGUCGUGUACGUUGAUGGAGUUAUCCGUUUCUUCCCGCUUCUAGGCAGUAGUGUGCACGCGCAUCGCAUCAUCAUUCCCGAGUUUCUUGUGAGUAAGGCCCUUUCAUAUUUACGGAUGGAGAACACGUUGAUGAGGAAAGAAGCAGCCAACAGAAGUGGCCGUACAACUAGAUGCACCGAGAGUGAGGCAGCCGAGGCAUAUCGUAACGUAAUGGUGGAGGCCGACGCAGUUAGUUUUAUCACUGUUAGCCAUGCGUUAAACCUUGUAUGUCUCGUGCAAGUUAACGGUCGUGUCUCUCUGAUGGGAAUGGGCUCCGCCGUCGGAAUGGCCCUGCAAGUGUUUUAUGUUGCUAGUGAGGUGUCUACUAUUUCGUUUCUUGGCGGCUAUCCCUGCCUGGUUGUGGGAGAGGUACAGGGAACUGUUGGUUUCUACCUCCUGAAGGGUGCUUCCUUUUUGGACCUCUUUGAUAACUUCUACAAGGCUUUGUUGUUAUAUCGGCGGCAGCAACAAGCCAGUUUGCAUGAGCCAUCCGUGGAACUUUUUAAUGUUGACAAGUUGACGGAAUCGAGUGUGGAGAGCACUAACCAGCAUGGUCUAAACUCCACUCCCUGUGUAUGGUGGUUCCGUGUUCCCGGUGCCCCGACGACGCUUCACUUUGACCCACAUUGUUGCUCACUGUACGUUGGUACGCAGCAGGGCUUCGUCACAUCGUAUUUGGUGCGAAAUCUAAUAGUUGCUGCGAACCUUCACCCUGCUUCUUUAUCUGGAAGAUCGCCCAGCUUGAUGUCCCGCGGCAGAAUGUCUGUACAAGGUCAAAGCGGCAGCGCAGAGGUGGAGUUGUGUAAUGUUUUGCUGGUGUUCUUUAACCUGACUCCUGACCGUGUGAUGAGGACCAUAAAUAGGCAGCGCAACGAUCUCGCAUUCCUAAAUCGCCGUCGACGGAGUUUGGUGAGCGGCUCCGCUGCAACGGUACAACCGACUGCAACGGAUGAUUCCACAGAUGAAGGCAAUGCGCCCUCCGUACCGAAGCCCGUGAGUUCUAGCAGAUCCACCAGCUUGGGGACCCUGAGGUUACCCAAGGGAUCUUCAAACCCUGAAGUUGAUGGGCAGUCGGAAAGGCCACAGACAGCGGUGCCGUUGCAGUCGUGGCGACCAUCGCUUUUGUGGAUCUAUGAUUCCUGUCGAUCGCUGUUUCAUCCACACCCGACCUCAACGUCCACGUUCCGGGGCCCAUCGGAACCGACGUUUUCCUUGUUGGACCUUGCAACCGUAACUCUCUCGGAUCUUUUAUUGGGGGCGGCAAUUCUGCACUAUGUGCUACAGCUCAUGCAAACACAACGAAGCGGCCAACCAUCGUCCACGGAUUAUGGAGCAAUGGAUGGAGACCAAACAACCAAGUGUGCUGCGAUGAUAAAUUCGCAGGAUUUGCGACACAUUCGUCAGUGCAUUUUGGAGGAGCUUCACCACCGAAAAAGCAUGUUUGAAGAAAUCAAUAGCUCGCACCCCACUUCCACGAAUCGGGUCUCGAAUUGCCACAUUGAGGAGUUUGUCGAAACGAUUGCGGCGUCGGGUGAGUUAGAGGAAGGACCGGCCCCGAUAACAGGGGACUGGGUGGAACUUCUAUUCCGUCGUCACGCCGUGAACACCGUGUCCAGCUCUCCUCUCACCCUGUUGUCCAUGGAAGCCAUAAUCGAGCGGGCACGGCGCGAGCGUCGUGAGCGCGUGAGAAUACUGAUGAAGUAUGUUGACGAGAGGCGUCUUCUCGCGAGGGAGGGAACUGACCACCGAGAGGGUGGUGCAUCGUCCCGAUGGCAGCAUAAAUCCAUCUCCGUCAACUGGAACGCUUUUCUCGAAGGAGCCCCACCUGACUGCAUUACCGAGGCGUUACGUCGCUGCCACGAAGGCGCGAGCCGUGACGAGGAAGUUUUUUUUUCAGAAGAUAAUAACGCAGUGCAGUGUAUUACAACGCGACGCAAUGGCGUCCUGUACGUGGGGAGCGCGGACGGGUCGGUUAGUGUGUGGACACCCUACGCGUGUGCGCGUCUUCAGGAGUUUUCACCAUGUAACCCAUUGGACGCUGGUAUUCGGCGGAUCGGUGAGUUUGUGAAGACCCAAUUCACGAAGCAGUGGAAGAGUGCGGAAAAUCUACGACAACGUAAAGCUUAUGCCAGUGGGACUAAUAAACAGAAGCUCCACGAAGCAAUGAUGCGCAAUAUUACGUUGAAGUACAGGGUGGCGUUGUUAAAGCAGGGUGCCAAAAGAGGUGGUGGCUCUGGCGUUUACAACUCACCAGGCGGGGGAAACUCUAGUGGCGCUGAUGGUAGAAAGCAAGCAUCACCGCGGCGGGCCAUGUCACAUGUGGGAUUUCAGUCCCUGGGCAGUAUGCCCACAACCCUACAUAAUGAGAUGCAAAACUUGAUUAAGAAACCGAAGGAAUUGCUCAUGGCUGCACUACCGAUCGAUGAGUCAGAAAUGGAUUCGAAAGGUAUCAUUAUGGAGGACCUUUACUUCUUGCCGAUGCAAAUGUCUGUUUUGUCAGAGCUUGAGGAUCUUGACGGGAAGGCCUAUGCAGCGGCUGUCGAUCUUUCCGUUGCGCGCCUCUUGAGGGAUGUUUGCUGUUCGGAUGGCCAAGGCCUGGAUCCCUUUCCGAGUGCGAGGUACAGUGGUGUGUUGGAUAGAGUUAAACUAAAUGCUGAUGAGAGUCAAACGUUUGCCGGUGCAGGGCCGCCGCUAUCUGCUACCGACGUAAAGCGAGGUGGAGAGGCUGAGUCAGCCGUUGAUACAAGUAUCUCUUUUUUUAUCUCUUCGCACGAGAAGCACAUGACCUCGUUUUAUGUAGAAGCCAAGAGGAAGCUGGACGAUGGAGAGUACACGUCUCAGCAUGGUAAUUCGUUGAGCCGGACGGGGCACAGUGUUACAUUCAUUUCCCUUCAUAGCAAAUUACAACGCCCCCCGUUUAGUUUUUCUCGAACUCAGGAUGCCAAGGAAUCACUUCCUAGCACUCCUGAUGGGGAAACAGCUGUUACCGCCUCCUUACCGCAGUUCGCGCAGGCUGGCGUUGUGGGGCGUCCGGGUGUCAUCGUCGUCGCCCUCUCAGAGCGCCGCGAGGGGCAACUAAAUCCGCAGUUCGAGUUUGACUUGCCGCAGUUGGCUGCGAACUCUCAAUGGAUCGCGUUAGAGGAGGCAUUGAAGCUUUACAUCAACAGCAGUGACGGCGCGUUAACCAUGGAUUCGUUUCAGUGUGUUAGUAUUUCACCGAGCCCCUACUUGGGACGGGGGCAGAGAGUAGGUGAUGUAAGUCGUGGGAGUGUGCAAGUGCCUCCGAUAGCAGGCAUCUUGCCCUCAAUCCUCACGAAGGAAACCCCUUUGCGAUGUGGUGAUAUGGGUAAAGGAGUAACCACAUUAGCUGACCCUCUGCUCGUCAUGAGCCCUAGUAAUGUUGAAGAAGAUUUAGGGUUACUGCAGUCGGAAGGGGAACCCCAACACUUAGACCGAACGCGGUUGAGGAGAGGCAGUUCACAGUAUCUGAACGCAAACGCUAACGAAAAUACGGCGACAGGCAAGCGCUGCAGUUUCUUUUUUACGGAGACUCACGAUUUACGAAGCCCAACCAAAACGCCUUCUGCUAUCUCAACCACAGCCAUUGGAGGAAAAUGGUCAGAGACACAUCUCAAACCAUUCCAAGAAGUGGAGUCGCGCCGUCCCCGCCCCCACUUGGACGACGUUGCCGAGAGCGGGCGCGGUAGUAUGCACCCCACGAUGAACAUACGUUGGACGCUGGAGAGCAAACAACAAAAUCAGCGAGCCAAGUUGUCGCGAACGGGUCGCACAGUUCUAACGCCACCAAGAAGUACCAGGGACAGUCGUCCCCGCAAUUAUCAACAGCCGUUAAGAGCAAAUGGAACUACCACUUUGGGGAAUGAGUGGGGAGUGAGCCCUCAGGGAUUUCAAAAGGAGGGUAAUUCAAAUGCUGUCGAUGGUCGUGCGGGUGUGACCUCGCCGAACCCCCGUAUCCCGCAACCUUGCCGUCCUUAG
Trypanosoma brucei brucei TREU927 is the source of this 7962-nucleotide messenger RNA. RefSeq lists its product as hypothetical. Gene Ontology annotation, molecular function: calcium ion binding; protein binding. The transcript has a single exon. Lineage: Eukaryota; Euglenozoa; Kinetoplastea; Trypanosomatida; Trypanosomatidae. The record is from RefSeq and is a predicted model, not a curated record. Bases 1 to 7962 code for a protein of 2653 amino acids.